Messenger RNA from Panicum hallii, 1229 nucleotides. RefSeq lists its product as uncharacterized. The coding region runs from base 1 to 894 and encodes 297 amino acids. The transcript is spliced from 4 exons. NCBI's taxonomy places the organism in Eukaryota, Viridiplantae, Streptophyta, Magnoliopsida, Poales, Poaceae. The record is from RefSeq and is a predicted model, not a curated record.
AUGGAGGUGUUCGAAGGCGUGGAUUUCGUGCGGCUGCGGAGCCUGGAGCACGGCACGUACCUCCACGCCGCCGAGGACGGCCGAAGCGUCCACCUGGACGCGCUCGGCGCGUCGCACCACGCGGCGUGGGCCGUGCAGAGGAACCGCGGCACGAGCCACGUCCUCCUCCGCGGCGUCUACGGCCGGUACCUCGGCGCCCCCGACCCUAGCGGGCCGCUCCACCCCUGCCGCCGCCGCGCGGCCACGCAGCGCGACCGGGACGAGCGGGAGGUCAAGGCCAUCAUGUGGCGUGCCGUCGCAACGGGCUCCGGCGCCGGCGUCGUCCUGCUGCACGACGCCCACGGGCGCUUCCUCCGCGCCAACUGGAGGCGCCUCCCCUGCCGCUCCGGUGUCGCCGUCGGCGACGACAGUUGCCUCGGCCCGACGACGAAGUGGGCGGUCGAGGUCAUCCCCCCGAAGCACGGUCAGCCUGAGUUACCGCUCGCCCGCGACUCGGAGUGGGUCAAGUUCUUCGACGGAGCGUGCCCGCCGCUGGCUCGCCUUCGCCGGUGGGUGUGGGCAGCUUCCCAGCAGCGGGAGAUCCAGUGGGUGCUGGCGGACGGCGUCGGCAACUUCAGGGAGGAGGACUGGGCCUCCUCCCAGUACUCCGGGAGGUCCGCGAUCCUGCUGCGAAGCAAGCUGGCGCACCUCACGCUGCAGUUCUGCCGCCUCACGCUGUUCAUCCGCGCCGGCCGCCACGGGCAGCUGACCCCUCUCGUCACGGACCUGCCGCGCAGCAGGGAGCGCCUCGACAUUGUGGUCAUCAGGGCCGACGCCAUAGCGGCUGAUCAGUUGAUAUUCCCAGAUGUGGAUACGGAGACGGAAGGGCCAGUAAAGGAAGGUGUAUGCUUAUGACCUCCUCGCGGACUCGUCACUUUCAAAAGCAUCACAAUUCUUCCCAGAUUUGAUGGCAUGAGGAUAGGAUGAUUCGUUUUCGUUUUGUUCAGAUAGGUUCAGAGAACUAAACUUCACUCCUAGUUUUCUAGUGUCAGGGAGAAGCAGUUUUGGUUUGGUCUUUCGGUUUCCGAAACUUGAGCAGUUCAUCAGACUGUCUGAGCAGUUCUGGUUUCCCAGAUUUCUAGCGGUAGAAUCUAGAAUGUUUGCAGUUCUAGUCUUCAUCUAUGAGAUUGUGCAAAUGUGGGUUCCGCAGUAGAUUGGUGCUGGUGAACCAUGUCUACUCUACAGGAAUU